CAGAACAUGUCUGCGGCAAAAGUCAAAAUGCGGGAGAAGAAGUUGAAGCACCAGCCGGCCAGUGUUCAGUAUGGAGCUCCUGUCAACGAGGGGGGCAGCUCCCGGAACGGAGGAUCCUCAGCACACCCAGAGAGGCUGAACAAACCCCCUCACAGGGGUGGAUGGGUGCGUGGACAUCACAACGAUGGUGGCGGUUAUGCAAGAGAGAUGCCCAAGCAGAUCACUGCUGUAGCUUUUGCCAAGGCCAGGGCUGCGGAGGUGAAAGCCAUGUUGAAAGCCGUAACCAAGACAACGGCAAGCAGCCAUCUGAAUACAGCUCUACCCAAACACAUGAGGAGACGGGCUAUGAGCCACAACACCAAGCGGCUCCCCUGCAGACUGAGAGACAUGGCCAACAGACUGCGGGAGAGGACCCUCCAGACCGGCCCGCAGAAGAAACAACCAGCAAAGAACAAGAGCCGCAAGGCUCGCCGGCGCCACGGGAACCUGCUGCUGGAGUUUAACCGUCGCCAGCGGAAGAACAUCUGGCUGGAGACGCACAUCUGGCACGCCAAGCGCUUCCACAUGGUUAAGAAGUGGGGUUACUGUCUCGGGGAGAGGCCCACAUACAAGUGCUACAGGCCCUGCUACAGAGCCAUGAGCAGCCACGCCCUGCUGCAGGACCUGUCUUACCUCUGCUGCAUAGAGCUGCUGGGAGAGGAGGACGAGCUGCUGGCCGCGCUGGCGCAAAUCACCAGCAAGGAGGCAGGACCUUCCUUUGCUGCAGCCGUGUGUCUGUCCGGCUGCAGGCAGGGCAGCGUUGUCGUGUACCGAGCAGGACGGUACCCCUCCCAACCACUGGGCCCCGUCACGUUCCUCUGGAGACCCCGAGCGCAGGGAUCCAGUCUCAGGCAGCUGUGGAUCUGGGCCCACCCUACUCUUAAGCAGGAUCUGCUCCCGGAGUUACAAAGCGUGUGCCAGUGCUCCGAGGCGGUUGCGCCCCCAGUUGCACCAGUGGUCACAGCUGCAGGUGAAAAUCCCACAUUACAGCCGGAGGAGAAGCCCGAAAACAAACAUGAAGCCAAAUUGGCACCUAGAAACAAGAGGAAACGGAGCUGUAAGGAAGCCGGCGGACCUCCUGCAAAGAAGAUCCUGGGAGAUGGAACCAGGUUACCUGGCACCCCGGUUACCUGGAGGUCCAACUCAACUGGAAUAGUUAUAAAUGACCUGACUAUGGAGAUCGUCCGCUACCGCCUGAUCGGACCACAGUCCCACUCCGUGCUGGCAGAGACUCUGGAAGCAGCUACAGACUGGGAUGAUGUGAACAAGUCCCAGCCAUCCCCGCUCUGGUGGCCCGAACACUGCAAAGAUGAGACCAAGAUGGAUCUGCACAAACAACAAGCAGAAAUCUUUAACUUGCUCAAAGGCAUUUAUUCCACCGGAGAGCUUCCUGCAGGCAUAGUGCUGGGCCUGACCGUGGACGACCCCAGACUGUCUUUACCAACGAAGGUGGUUAAAGCUUUGCCCUGUGUAGACCAGGCCCAAGAGGGGGAGGAGGAGCGGAGGAGAGAGCUGAUGCUGCGAGGAGUGCCGGGGAGCUGCUGUCAGAGUUUCCUGUGGGACCAGUCUGUACGUGACAACGUCACCGACAACAGGAUCUCCGAGCAGGAGCUGAACCGUAUGAGGGGGGAGCUGCUGGUGCCGGGGUCCCGGCUACAGCCCACCCCCCCGCAGGGCCGGGUCCCCAUCCUGCUGGUCCAUCAGCCGGGCAAGCAGGUGGGGACGGAGAUGAGCUCCUGGGGGGCUGGAUGGGACCUGCUGCUUCCUAAAGGCUGGGGCAUGGCCUUCUGGGUCCCACUGGUGUACCGAGGAGUUCGCAUCGCUGGCCUCAACAUGAGUCUGAAACACUCUCAAAAUAAAGCUGCUCCCCACUUUCCCCAAGAUUACCCAGACUGCCCUGGAGGCGUUCGAUUCCAGGAGGAGCAGGAGGUCCAGCUCCUGGACAAAUUCAAAAGGCGUCCGCCUGCCAAGAGGACCAAUUACGUUAAACAUGGCUGUCUGGCUCCUUUCCGUUGCCCUUGGCAACAGCUAGCAGAGGAGUGGGAGCUCCUUGUAAGGGAAAGAGGAGAGGAAGGGAAAGGAGAUGGGAGGACCGGCAGCACGACGGAGACGGGUGUCGUGAUGGAGAUGACGUCUCUGCAGGAUCCCACCGUACCCACGACUCCGAGCCGCUUCACCGUGCUGAGGAAUAGGAAGUCUCUGAGACUCCUCUCCGGUUGGUGCAAACCCACGACAUCCAAAGGUCAGAGGUCAUGCCGCUCGGGGGCGGUGCCGCCUCUCGACCGUUCAGCUGCGUCGUCCUUCCUCUCCUCCCACGGGAUGAGUCUGGUAUGGGUGCGUCUCUCGCUGCUGUCCAAGGGCAGCCCGGAGCUCCACGCCAUGCUGUGCGUGCCGGCUGCAGAGGACCUGAAGCUGCUCGCCAAGAACCAGGCGGCCUGCGGCCCCCAGGAGCCCCCACACAGAGACCACUUUAAAAGCAGGAUGAAACACAGGAAGAAAGGCUCCAAGAAGGCUGCCACAACCUCUGAACUCCCCUCCGACUCGGUCACAUCAGAAGAGCCUAAAUCCUCCCUGGACCUGGUGCUGGGGCUGUGGCCGGACCCUCUGCCCAGUCUGAGCGCUCACUGCUCCCGCGUGACGCUCGGCUGGGUCACCCAGGGGGACUUCUCCCUGUCUGCAGGCUGUGGGGAGGCCCUGGGGUUCGUAAGUGUUGCAGGUCUCGUCAAUACCCUCCUCAACCAACCGGUGGAACACCGAGGAAAGCUGCUGCUGCGUAACCCGGCCUCCCUGCACUACCGCUACACUAAGGUCAACGUCGAGGUGUGAAUCACCAUAAACUGAGACUAAAG
Messenger RNA from Cololabis saira (Pacific saury), 2888 nucleotides. It is a transcript of the gene pop1, whose product is annotated as POP1 homolog, ribonuclease P/MRP subunit. NCBI's taxonomy places the organism in Eukaryota, Metazoa, Chordata, Actinopteri, Beloniformes, Belonidae. Gene Ontology annotation, cellular component: nucleolar ribonuclease P complex; ribonuclease MRP complex. The coding region runs from base 7 to 2865 and encodes 952 amino acids. The record is from RefSeq and is a predicted model, not a curated record. The transcript has 15 exons. Gene Ontology annotation, biological process: tRNA 5'-leader removal.